CGCACGUCGCUCUCUCCACUACAUCGCACCACUGCGGUAGGAUCGGGAAGGCAUCAGCAGAGGAGUAGACGGCAGGUACAGUUCACUUGUUCCUGCACGACGAAAUCGAAAAGGCAACUGUGUCUGCCUCCCGACUUCAUCACUUAGGAGGUACUUUACCUGAGAGGACAUACAGCAGCAUCUCACAGGGCAAUCCUACAGCCUGGCGAGAGCGGAGGAAGGAGAACUUUUGUCCGUGUGAUUGUUUUUUCUAACCACAUUCUUGUAACCUUGGAAGUCACACCUGACUGUUGUUCGAGGAUGGGGCCGCUACUCUUCUUAAUCAUGGUGGGUUUGAGUGCCGCUGUCCCACAGCAUGUGAAAGCAGCAGAUGGUGAGGAACCAACUUCAGCAGGCCCUUGUCAUCCAAACCCUUGCCACAACAGAGGAUCAUGUGAGAUCAGUGAGACCUACAGGGGAGAUACCUUUAUUGGUUAUGUGUGCAAGUGUCCACAAGGUUUCAGCGGAGUUCACUGCCAACACAAUAUUAACGAAUGUGAAAGAGACCCAUGCAAGAACGGGGGCAUUUGCACUGACUUGGUUGCCAACUAUUCCUGUGAAUGCCCAGGGGAGUACAUGGGGAGGAACUGUCAAUACAGAUGCUCUGGCCCGCUGGGCAUGGAGGGCGGUAUAAUCUCCAACCAACAGAUAACAGCCUCUUCCACCCACCGCGCUCUCUUUGGCUUGCAGAAGUGGUACCCGUACUUUGCACGCCUCAACAAGAAGGGCCUGGUCAAUGCCUGGACUGCUGCCGAAAAUGACAGAUGGCCGUGGAUCCAGAUAAACCUCCAGAGGAGAAUGAGAGUCACAGGCCUAAUUACCCAGGGUGCAAAGCGUAUCGGCAGCCCAGAGUACGUCAAGUCUUACAAAGUAGCCUACAGUGAUGAUGGGAAGACCUGGAGAACAUACAAAGUCAAGGGCAAAGAUGAGGAUAUGAUUUUCAGAGGAAAUGUUGAUAACAAUGCUCCCUCAGCCAACUCUUUCACACCUCCCAUUGAAGCCCAGUAUGUGCGCAUUUACCCACAAGUCUGCAGGAGGCACUGUACCUUACGGAUGGAGCUGCUUGGAUGUGAGUUAACAGGCUGUUCUGAACCACUGGGGAUGAAAUCAGGCCAUGUCCAGGACUAUCAGGUCACUGCUUCCAGCAUCUUCAGAACACUCAACAUGGACAUGUUCACUUGGGAGCCUGGAAAGGCCCGUUUGGACAAACAAGGCAAGGUUAAUGCAUGGACAGCUGGACAUAGUGACCAAUCACAGUGGCUACAGGUGGACUUGCUUGUGCCAACCAAAGUUACAGGGAUCAUCACCCAGGGAGCUAAAGACUUUGGCCAUGUCCAGUUUGUCGGCUCAUACAAAGUUGCUUACAGUAAUAAUGGAGAGCGGUGGGAUGUAUAUCAAGAUGAGAAACAGGGGAAGGACAAGGUGUUCCAGGGGAACUUUGACAACGAGACGCACAGAAAGAAUGUGAUAGAUCCUCCUAUCUAUGCCCGUCUCAUUCGGAUCCUUCCCUGGUCGUGGUACGGCAGGAUCACUCUGCGUGUAGAAAUACUGGGAUGCACAGAGGAAGAGUAAUGCCCUUCCCUCCAUCCUUCUGGCCAUCAUCCCCUAUCCCUUGGCAUACUGGAGUAUAUGAUGCAGUACUUCAGAAAUAAACUGUUCAACCUGUAAAAAAAAAAAUAAAGAAAAAAGAAACAAGAAGAAAAAAAAAUAAAUUUCCAACGGAUUUUUCAAAAAUAUGUGUUAACUUUCGGUGGGUUAUUGUUUGUUCUUUUCUACAAUAGUUUAAAACCUGCCCCCGUUCCACUUCUUAGUUUCCUAUUUAAAGCGUGAUGUUUGUCUUUUUAUUCUCAAGAUUUGCCAUCCUGUUUGGAAUGAACUUCUAUAAUAUCUAUGGGUGGGGUGGAGUCAGUAAAGGGGUCUCACUGUGGUUUUAACUUGUUGCCAUGAAAAGUAUUGUACAGUGUCACUUUUUAACAAAGAUGUGAAAUCUGUCUGUCGUGCUUCAUUGGACAUAAUUAACCAAGUUCAUGUCAUAGCUAAACUGUCUAAGGUAUCAUGUAGAGAUGACAUUUUAUCACAUUAUGAAAUAUGUUUUUGAUUUCAUUACUACACCUCCUCAAGCGAUGCUUUUACCCUAUGGGACACUGACAUUGCUCCAUCAAUCAACACACUAUUAAUGCUCUUGUAUUAUAUGUAAAAGCCUAAGAAAUUGCAUGGUACAUGAAUAAUAAAUGUAUAUUAAGACAAAUCAUUUAAAAUUUCCAGCCCGGAAAGCAAAUGGCUUUGAUUUAGAGACCUAUUUUUAUGUGCAUUUUUAAGUACUUCUGAAACAUAACAACAUACUGCAAAAGCUUACAAUAGAUGCUGAUAUGUGAGACAACAAGCAAGGACUGCAGUUUAAACAGAAUUGUUUUAUUGCUCUAACAAGGAAUUUUCAUUUUUAUUUAGCAAAUAUUUGUUUAUAGCUGGACUUUUUUCUAAAAGAUGAUUGUGCAAGUUCAUUUUUAUAUCUGUUUAGAUUAUUUUCUUUUUCCUUGUCUCAGCUGUCACAUUCAUAGAAUUUGUGUUGAAUGUCCUUGUGUUGUCUUGAAGUUCCAAACUGAAUCAAUUAAAAAGCUCAGGAUAGAUGUCAUUCAUAUUAACCCACAAUGUAAAAUGUUUGGCCACGUGGUAUAUAAAAACGAUCAUUCACAGAAAACGUCAGAUGAGUGAGGCAAUUAUUCAAAUCAUUACUUCAAAUAUGACAAUUUGACAUGGUAAACAGUAACAUCUAAUUAUUUACUUUUUUUUAGAAAUAGAGCAAAUAUUUAAGAUAGCAAUAUAUGUGUGUAAUUAAUUCAAAUCCACAAUAAUUAUGAGCUAUGGCAACAACACAGAGCUCUAAAUUAGUUGCCAUUAUAGGGGCUUUCAGCCUUUGUUAACAUUCUGGAUUAAAAUUGUAAAGUAAUUAAAUGUUAAAGAGGUUGUGGGUAUUUUCACAUAGCAGCUUUAUGGAUGUGCAGGUAUACACCACAUAUUCUUACAGGAUACUAGAAUAUGUGGAAGUAAAAAAAGUUACAAAGGUUUUUGUUAUGCCAAUUACAUUAAAACAUGACACAUCAAAACAUGUAUCUGCAGACUGCUAUGAGUAAACAAUGAUGCUUUGUUGGAUGAAUAACUGGAAAUAAUCGAGUCCUGAGGUACUGUAAUUUAGUUAAACCAUACUGGUCAGUCUUCUAUGCUUAAAAUAAGGCUUUGAUGGCUGUAGUGGUUUUUGCUCUUGAAUAAGCUCUCAAGAUGCACAAACAGGCCUAAAAGUCAUCACAACCACUUUUCCUCUUCAUGUUUCAUUUAAAACUUGCCAGGUCUCGGCCUCUCGGCCAUUUCAAAUUUUUCUAAACACAUAUUUUCCGCUCUGAGAUUGCAGCCUGUGAGAAAAAAUGAGACAUUUACAGAUAAAAAAUAUAUAUUAUAACAAUUUAAAACUUCAUGUUUCUCCAACAGUUUUGAUUUCCUGACAAAACUGAAGAGUCACUACUGUUCACAUCACAUCACAUUUAAUGCUUACAAAAACAAAGUGACAUCAGACAUCAGACAUUGUGCUACUCAUCCCAAAAUGACGAGUAGCACAAUAAAAACAUAUUGCAUUGAACGUGACAUGGUGUUAUUGUGUCUUAGAGCAUUUUUUUUUUCCAAUUUCCAUAAGAACUCUAAAUACAAAACAAACAUUUUAAUCAGCUGGAGAGCUGGCAGUGGAUUUCUGGUUUUGGCUGUGUGAUACACAUAUAUAUAGUAUACUAGCAUAUAUAUAUAUAUGGUAUAUUAAUACUCUGUACUGACCUUAAAGACAGGAGUAUUUUAGGUAAUAUCUGUAAGUUCCACUGAAAGCCUUUGCUGUAGUUUACUAUUAUAAGACAAUUGUUCCUGGUGUGAAUCAAUGACUGUCACUCUGUAGGUUCAUGGGCACAGAAUAAGCAUAAAAAAACUUUGUCUCACUCAUGUUUUGUCUUUUUUAGAUUUUGAUUCUUUGAUGCUUUAUUGCCAGAUAGCUAUAUGUUAACCAGCAUCUGCUCUGAUUGAGCUUUGUAGUUGGCUUCCUGUGAGCAUGUAUCACAGAACAGGCCUGCUACAAAGCCCUGAGAAAGUUUGCAUGAUGGAUGAGUUUGAAUAAUGUAUCCUGUACAGUUUGUACGGUAUAACAAAGAUGUCCACGGGCACAUUACAGUCUUGCAUAUCAUGAAGAUCAAAUAACCCUUCCUUUGAAUUGACCAUUGCUUGUCACAUGUAUUAUAAAACUUAAUUUUAUUGGUCCAAAAGGGGAGCUAAGUGGGAAGCCAUGCUGUCUUUGUAUGUUUGUGUUGACUGGUCAGUUAUAAUUUCUUACCUCCUCCACCCAAGUAUCAACCGUCAUUUACAAAACACACAAUGUAAAACUGGUUAUGUUCAAGCCUGCAGAGGGGGUUGACUAACUGUACAGUCAAAAUGACUUUGCUUCAAAUAAAAACUCUUUCAGUUUGACUAAAUAAAAAUAUCUGUGAAAAUGG
Molecule: messenger RNA, 4562 nt
Organism: Melanotaenia boesemani (Boeseman's rainbowfish)
Lineage: Eukaryota; Metazoa; Chordata; Actinopteri; Atheriniformes; Melanotaeniidae
Product: EGF-like repeat and discoidin I-like domain-containing protein 3
Exons: 10
Coding region: 301-1611 (436 amino acids)
Molecular function (GO): calcium ion binding
Source: RefSeq, a predicted model, not a curated record